Molecule: messenger RNA, 3609 nt
Organism: Pocillopora damicornis (cauliflower coral)
Lineage: Eukaryota; Metazoa; Cnidaria; Anthozoa; Scleractinia; Pocilloporidae
Source: RefSeq, a predicted model, not a curated record
AGGCUUGGAACUCAAGUCUCCGGGUGUAUUGCCGUGGAAUCGAAAACUUUACUGUUUCGCUGUCGAGAGGAGAUUCGAUGAUCCGCUGUAAAUUUAUCUGUCAAGUGUUAGGCAUGGGUUCUAGGCCUACUCGCACCAGAUCCCGACGGGAAGCUAACGAUAGCAUCCAGGAUUGUGCGAGUGUUGUACAUUGUACUAAAGCGCCAUGUACUUUGGUUUCAGUGUUAUAACUUGUUUGGCAUUUCUCCAGAGCCUUCUCAAACUGGAACUAUUUGCCCUUGCUUGUACUGAAAACUUUGAAUGUGAUCAAAAAAACUCGUCGGCAGGGAUCAUUUGUUGUUCAAGUGCUUGCAAACCAUGGUGGAAUUGUCCCGAUGCUUGCAUCUCGGACGAUACUUGCAAUGGUGGAAAGAUUUGUUAUCGUAAUCGCUGUGAGAAUCCGGAUAUCAGUUUUCCAGCGUUUUGUAGCUAUAAUACAGACUGUCCUGAAGAUGAAGAAUGCGAAUCUGGUCAAUGCAAGCCAGCUCCGCGACCUGUUACUCCUGAAAAUUCAGAGAAUGUUCAAGUAAGCUUUCAUUUUGAUCAACGCAUAUUCGUCAUAGUUGGAACCGUUUUCGGUGUCUUGAUCUUUGUUGUCGCUGUUAGUUAUGGUUCGUAUCGCUGUUACAAAAAACGUAGGAGACAAAGAUUUUCCCGAGGAGUUUAUUCUGCUUCUACCCAGGUGGGCCAUGGUGUAAAUUUAUUUUCACCUCCACGUAACGGAGUUGAAACGUUUGCGUUGAACAGAACCAGUCCGACAUUAAAUCCAAUUAUUGGCUUUUCUCGUCCUCAAAUACCGCCUCCUGCUUAUGAUGCAGUCACGCUAGACAGUAGUUUGGACGUGGAAUCUUCAUCACCGCCACCUUAUGAUGAUCUAGUCGGUGGAAGCGCUGCGAGAGUUUGCGACGAAGAACAGGUAUAGCAACUCUGCAUCAAGCUUUGGGAAAAGUUUUUGUAAGACAACAUCAUCUUCUGAAGAUUCUUAUUUUUACAACUCCACUUCUGUGAAUACUAUACAGAUCUACUUCCUCAAAUUAUCUGUUCAGUUAUUUUUAAUUCUUAAACAUGUAUGUUACCUUUCUUUUUAGCAGCAUAUGAUGUUGAACCUUUGAAAUUUGGCUUUUGAGAUGAAAUUACUGAUUUCUUCACUUCUACAUAAUUUUGCAAAGCUUUUGUAAGUUUCUGAUAUUUAUUUAUUUAGCUUGGGAGGCUGAGGUGUUGUACACUGAGUGUUGGAGAUAUUGGAUAGAAAUCUGUUUCACUAUUAAGUUUCCAUUGAUUUUGAUCCUCCUUUGAUACUUCAAAAAGCUUUAUUUAAAAUACAGAAGAAAAUCUCAACACUGAUUGUGUUCAGAAUAUGUGCUUUUCAGGGUAAAUGAUUGUAAAAUAAUUUAACAUAUCAUUUUCAGUCUUAUAGUUGAAUGAGAGGGGCAUUGGGGCCUAUUAAAAUCUGCAAAACUGUAGAAAAAAAUUAUCCAAAACCAAAAAGCAAAAAAAAAAUUUGAUCAAAACUGAAAACUGCAUGCGAAACUGUCAAAACCAAUACAUUUUCACUUCCCAAUUAUAAAAACCCUGAUGGAUCUGAUACAGUGGUGACAAGUGGAGCAUACAGAGUUAGCUACACUAAUUUCAUUGCAGGAUUUAUGAAUGCCAUGGACUUGGCAUUUGUAUCUUCUAGUAUCUGUUUAAAUUAACAGCUGCUCUAUUGAGAACCUCGAGCAUGGUCUCUAUGGACUCAGCAGCUGGAAAUGGAGCCUAGUUAAAUUAAGGAAAUUUGCACAAAAGUCCUCUAUAGGAUUGCAAUUUUGCAGUUGCUAAAAGCUAUAGCUGCUCUGGAAAGUUUCAUAGAAAAUCCCCAAUCUAACAUUUCCAUUUGUGAAGUAAGACCUGAAAGUUUGGAGAUUCUAUAGGAAUGUUGAAUCAAUCAGUCAUAUGUGGCCUGUAACUUGGUUACUAACUUCGAGGUGGCAUUGAUAAAGAAACUCUGGCAAUAUUCCGUGCAUAGCUGUAUCCUAUUGUGUGUACCCUUACCCUCCACUCCCCCUCACAUUGGGGGAGGGAGUGGGUAUGGCUACAUGUAGACUACCUGGGGAUCCCUGCGAUAUUUUAAUUGGUUUGUCAUGCAUUCCUCUUGAUAACAUUUGCAUUUAACUGCAAUUCGAGAUCAGUGGAGGCGUGUAAUUGCCACUCAGAUCGAAGAGAAACUGUUACCCAAACUUUUAACCAAAAAUUCCAAUGCCCCCCUCUUGAACCAAGUUGAGUGUCAUACCAGAAAACCUGUCUGAAUUUGCAUUAAUGUACAUGUCAGUAGUGAGAUUGAUUUUCUAAAUCUGCUUCACAUUUAAUGAGCAUAUUGUAAAAUUUUCCCAAAUGUUUACCAAAUGAAUACAAUUAAGCUUAUUCUAUUCUUGAUUUUAUAUUGUUGAUUACAUUUAAGUGUAUGUUAGGAUUUGAUGACACCUCUGACAAAGAGAUUUAGAUGUAAAUCAUUGAGUAAAGAAAAUACCUAAUAUCUAAUGGAGAACAACUGGUCUGAUUCAACCAAACCUUAUUUUAUGGCAUAUAAAAAGAAUACAGUGGAACUCUGGGACCAACAGGAUUUAGGUUUAUGUUAAAUCAGAAACAGUAUUACCUUUACUGAGUAGAGAAUAUCGUAAUUAUUUUUAUUUUCCAACUGCAUUAAGUUGAGUACAAAUAACGCACUACUCAUGUACAAAUACCUCGUGAUUUUGUAUGGUUAUUUGGACAGUUUAACAGGUUGGCUAUGCUUGAAUUAAUUGUUUCUAAGGAUUGCAUGUGAUGAAAGCAGUUGAAUGAAAAACAACUUCUACACAAUUUGGUGUUCAGUAUUCCUGAAUGUUUUAUCCAGGAGGUUUAUUAAAAUAUGCCACAACUCAAAGGAAAUGUAAAAAAUGUCUUAUAAGUAAAUAGGGGGUAAUUGCUGUAAGAUAUUUAAAUUUCUGAUGUAACAAAUUUUUUGGUUUUACUUUUUAGAAAACUAAAGAUAUUUUAUAAUUAUCCAAAGAUUUGAUGACAGAAAUACUGUGAGUAACUUAUUCUCUUUUACUUUUGAGCUUUUUAGGAGGAUUCUGUUGACAAAAAUUCCCUUUUACUUGCUAGUGUUAAGCAAUGUACAGAAACGUUGCAAAAGUAACCCACAAGUCCUGUUCACAAAGUAAACUUAGACUUAAAUUGUGUCAGUAUGCUUAAUGUAGUGACACAGUUGAAUUAUGUUCUUUAACCCUUUAGCUCCAAUGAGUGACCAAGACAGAAUUUCUCCUAACAAUAUCAAUACAAUAUCAUGCUGAAAAGUGAUGAAAAUGAGGAAAAAUAUCAAUUAGGGAAUUAUAAAUUGAUCCAAUACCAAAUUCUCCAAACUAACAUCACAAGAACUUUAAGCAGACAGUGAGGAGAAUUACUAAUGAGAUCUUGGGAGUUAAAGAGUUAAGUGAGCUCAUGAUGUUGUGAAGUAUAAUUGUAUCUAAUAUGAUACUACUUAUGACCAGAAGUCUAACUUGAUUUGUUCAGUUCCACUUGGCUUUAACCCUUAAAAUCUUGAUUAGAAACUUA